CACUCGUCGUCGAGACCCGUCGACGUCGACGAGCGCGACGACGUCGGCGUGAGCGUCAAGGCGACGGUCGCGCCGGUGGGCCAGGGAUUCUUCAUCGAAGGUAACGUGCGGAUGUGUUGCGUGGUGGAGUGCGAGUGCUGCGGCGUCGCGCACGUCGGCGAGGCCGUCGAAGCGCCCAUGCGGAUAUGGCUGGAUGCCGCCGCGUCCGAGCCCGAUGCGAGCGGCGAGUGGGACAUCGUGCCGUUCCGGCGCAACGCGGAGGAGUGCGACCUGACGGGGGCGGUCAGGGACUACGUCCGGCUGGCGGCGCCGUACGAGACGCUGUGCUCCGCGUGCGGGGACGGAGACGGGGACGCGGACGAGCCGUUCACGUUCCGCCUGGAGCCCGAGGAUUGAUACAAGGUAGUCCACCCUCUCUAACUGUUUGUCGUAGGAUUUAGUGUUUGAAUAAAGAAAUUAGCAUGAUACGCGUUAAUCGAUACUUUCUUUUCUGUGUCGAUCGACACAUUCUGUUGCAAUGGCCAGCAGUCACGUCCCAGGGGGAAAUCUCCACCACUCUGGGAUUCGGUGCCAAUUUCUCAUUGUUUGAAAGGUCCAAAUGCGCCGAUCACGGCGGCAUUCCUUCGGGAACCGCGAGCGCACGUACGUCGGGGUCGGACGUGCGCUCGCCGAGAAACGUCCCCGUUCGUUUAAGCUCACGCGGAAAGGCGGUUCGCGCGACGCGGCCGCCCGAAACAGCGAGAUGCAGCGCAAGGACGGGCUCCCCCCGUUCGAGAGGCGCGGCAUGAACCCGUUUCAGAGGUUCGCGUCCAGGCUAAAGCACGGUUUGGACGCGAAGCGACGCGAGAUCGGCGCCAAGCUCGACGCGAAGCGCGCCGAGCUCGACGCGAAACGCGAAGAUCUGGUCGCCACAUUCAUGGCGAAGCACGACCUCGGCGCGGGGGUGUACGCACCGAACAGGGCCGAGCGAAGGACCGAGAAGAAGAACCGGAAGCAGGAGAGCGCGCGUGAGACCGCGCGAGGCGCGAAGGUUCACCUCGUCCUCAACUCGAUCAAGAUCGCGGACCCGGCGCCCGGGGUUCAACCGGCCACCAACGGCGGAGCCGCGGCGAAGGAAUCGGAGAAUUCCACCCCCGCCGGCGCCGAGAAGAAGGAGAAGAAGGCUCCAAACUCGGCCACCGCGGUGUUCGGCCCGAAGCUCAAGCCGCAGAAGGUCACCGUGGACGACCUCAGCGCCAACGACCGAGCGGCAGUGCUCGGCGUGCCCCUGACGGCUAGGAACCUCGCGGGGGCGGCGAUGUUCGCAUUCGCGGUGUACGCGGUCAGUAAGGCGGCUCGGGGAGGAAAGAACCGUGAGGACGAGGACGACGCGGGCAAGGGCGCGUCCAAGUCCUCCCGGUUCGGACUCCUCGACCUGGACAGCGCGUUCACCACGACGCCCGCCAAGGGCAACACGCCGCGCCGGUCCGGGACCAAGGGCGCCAGCCCCGCGGUUGACGUCGAGUGCGACUCGACGUCCAAGCAGCUGAUGGAUCAGCUCGAGCGGGUCGCGGUCGACGUGCCCAAGGCGGCGGCGGAGAUGCUUCGCAACGGGCUGACCCCCGCCAAGAAGAGCCCCGCCGCCAACGGCAAGCGCGCGGUGAAGCGCGUCAACCCCGCGCACGUUCGCGCGAAGCAGAGACGAAUGGAAUCGAGUCGGCUCGUCUCACCCGGCCGCCUCGUCGCGAAGGUGCUCGGCGUGAGCCUGGCCGCCGCCGCGGACUCGUGUAAGGGAGCCGCGGCGGGGGUUGACGCGCCCGCCGUCGAGUACUCGGUGAGGAUCGAGUGCAGGCGGGGCGACAAGCUCAUGGGGGGCGUCACGUCCAAGCGCGGCGUCAACAAAGACGGGAAAACCGUCGACGUCAAGCAGAAGAUGCGGUUCAACCUCCCGGCCGCCAAGGACGAGGGCGAGAUCACGCUUCGGCUCUGCGACGCCAAGGGCAAGACGGUGGCGAGGUCCGGUCUCACCCUCGUGGACGUCCUCAGGGUCUCGCCGGUCACGAAGGACUUCCAGCUCUUUGGAAGGGACAUGAGGACCUUUGCCAACGCUAAGAUCGCGUUCACGUGGGAACCCAACGCGUGA
Molecule: messenger RNA, 2122 nt
Organism: Micromonas commoda
Lineage: Eukaryota; Viridiplantae; Chlorophyta; Mamiellophyceae; Mamiellales; Mamiellaceae
Exons: 2
Coding region: 599-2122 (507 amino acids)
Source: RefSeq, a predicted model, not a curated record